Molecule: messenger RNA, 3585 nt
Organism: Heterobilharzia americana
Lineage: Eukaryota; Metazoa; Platyhelminthes; Trematoda; Strigeidida; Schistosomatidae
Source: the annotation of a GenBank genome assembly
AUGAAAAGUGCUAGACAGUUUGUUUUUGAUGGAUUACCGGUUGAAUGUGCUUCGAGACCAAACACAAGCUGCUCUGGCAGCAAAACUAUCUUGGAAUCUUUGUCGCCAAGCAGUGCGAACAGUAAGAACCCUGGAGAGUUUUCUGAGAAUAUAUUUUAUGGUCCUGCCUAUCGCACAACUCUUCAUUGGUGGUGGAGGUCAAAAUUCCUAUGUUUGGAGGAGUUUAUUUGCCUGUAUCAUUGGAAGGUACUCGGUUCUGUUGUGUUACUUGGCCUAUUUUGCUUUGGUUUGAAAGCAGUUACUGUCGAUACCGAUUUUGAUAGGCUAUGGAUUGAGGAAAGUGAUCGUCUUACUUCUGAGUGGAAGUAUCUGACCAAAGCGCUGCAAAAUGUUCAUGCAGAGUCGUUAUAUGGAGAUUCGUAUUAUUUUUCACGGGAUUCCAAAUUAUCCAGAAUGGUAGUUCAUUCACAAAGGGAAGAGAUGGAAGAAAAAGAAGCUGAUAUGCUUUCGUUUGCAUCAACAUUAUCAAAAUCAAAAGGUGAAGUGGAUUCAUCUUUGAGUAGCCGUGAAUUUAUGGGCAGUAUGGAAACUAUACUGCAAACUACUAUUUCACCUACUAUCAGUCAAACGGAGAAAAUUAAAUCGAAUACCAUCCCUCCUUUGAGUACUACUGAAAAUAGAGAUAACAGCAUAAACGAUGAUGAUUACACUGAUAUUCUAACUCCUCAAGCGUUAUUAGAUCAUAUGGAGUUCCUUAUUAAAGUGAGGCGACUUACAAUAACGGUAGGAUCAUCGAAGUGGUCUUUCAAAGAUUUAUGUCAACGUGCUAGCCUACCGUUUGGUGUUGAAAUGCAUCAUUUGCAGGCUUAUCUGGAUAUGAUUAUUCCAUGCAUCAUUAUCACACCAUUGGAUUGUUUUUGGGAGGGGGCUAAAGUCCUUGGACCGGAAGAAGCAAUGUGGGUCCCUUGGUUCGAUGAACGUACUCUCCUUCAAUGGACAAACAUUGAUCCUGUUGGAUUACUCCAAGAUCUUUCAAGACGUUAUGGGAACUAUUCACAAACUGAAAUUAAAAAUCUGAUUAGUUUAUUUCGUGAUGCUGGCAUAAACCAUGGUUACUUAAAUCGUACUUGUUUAGACCCUUCAGAUCCUGCUUGCCCAAUAUCAGCUCCUAAUUAUAGAGGAAAACCUCCAGAUAUAUCUAGAAUACUCAGUGGCGGCUGUUCAGGGUUUGCGUCUAACAUGCUCCAUUGGCCGGAGCAAAUUAUAGUUGGUGGUCGGGUGCAUUCGAACAGCAGUUUGGAUAUAUCACCUGGUACAGAAUUGCAAACUGUUUUAGUCAAUGCAGACAAAAAUGAUACCAGUUCAUCUCAGUUAUCUAGUCAUAUAUUUUCAUCCACUGAGUUCAACAGAAGUAGUAAAGGCUCACAGAAAAUCGCGCACCUAUUGAAAGCUAAUUCGUUCCAGUCACUUAUUUUACUGCGCUCUCCGAGAGAUUUGUAUGAAGCAGUUAGGCGAAGUGAUCCAUACAAACAUGAAGACUGGACAUUAGACGAUGCUAGACACGUUUUACGUGAAUGGAGGCGCAACCUAAGACGUUUGGUUAUUGAACACAACAGUGGUUUGCAGCCUUCAACUAGAUGGCAGUUCUUCGCUUUUACUAACGCUUCAUUACGUGAUCUCUUACAGGAGAUAACUCUUCGUCUAGGACCUAUCACAGUAAUUGGCUGUGUGCUGCUGGUGUUUCUUUAUGGAGUUGUCUGUCUCCUUGGUUGGAGGGAUCCUGUUCGUUCUCAGUGUUGGUUGGCGUUAUGUGGCCUGAUGAUUAUAGCGUUAUCAUCAGUGGCUGGACUAGGGAUUUGUGCAGCUGUUGGAAUACCGUUCAACGUGUUAACUAUUCAGGUAUUACCAUUUCUACUUCUUGGCUUGGGUGUGGAUAGUAUAUUUGUUUUAACCAGCUGUCAUGAGUGUUGUAUUGCUCGCCGCACAGUUUCAUUAACUAACCCAACUUCUUCAGACUCCACAACCUGGUCUUCAACGGUGUCGUUAUCUUCGUGGUCAUCAAAGUCAUCUACUUCUCCUGUUCAUGUACUAUCUGUACAUGGUCCAAGCCUUCUUUUUAGUGCAAUUUCUAUAACUAGUGCUUUCUUUUCUGCUGCAUUUAUUCCCGUCCCGUUGGUACGUCAAUUCUGUUUACAGGCUGGUAUUCUUACUCUUGUACAGUCAGUCAGUGUAUUAAUUCUGUUCCCUGCUCUAUUACAACUUGACGCAACUCGUCGUAGUCAAAAGCGUUUAGAUGUUUUAUGCUGUCUACGUCAACCGGAUGUGGAAACGGCAAUAAUUACAAAUCCUCACAGGUCAACUGUUGCUUGCCAUUCUGAAUCAUGCCAUCUACGAACGCUAAGUCAUCAUUCUGGUAAUAAAAAUUUAAUACCUAAUCGUCAUCGCCAUCAUCAUCACCAUCAUUGUCGGCAUUGUCGUUGUUCAAAAUCAAGAAAACUAAGCACUAACCGUGAUAUUUCUGUCAACUUAGCAGAGACACACAUUAGUUCCAGUUUUUCACAUCCAACAAUACAGCGUUUAUCAUCUGUUUCACAUUUCGAUAAUGAUGGUACAGCAGCCGUUGUGAAGACGGUUACUAACCCGGAUGCUCAUACUGUUCACACUACGGUCACUGUUACCGGUAAUCAAGAUAAGAAAUCUAGUUUAUCCAGUUCUUCCGACCCAACUGGUGGCGAAAAACUGACAAGUUUUGAGUGUGAAAAUGACUGUCCCACUUGUCGAAAUGAAAUCUCAACAUCAGAUCAAAAGGAUCUACAGAAAUGUGUAAAUAAAUCAGAACCUGGUGUAGAAUCGAAAACAACUCUUCCCUCUCCACUGCUUGUACGGUUUGCUCGACAUUUUGCUCUACUCCUCACAGGUCAUUGGAUUGUACAACUCUGUGUUUGCCUAUUGGGAUGUGGAUUGUUUUGCACAGCUGUGCUUUGUGCCGCCUUACGGAUACGCUUAGGUUUGGAUUGGUCAAGUCUAACACCUUCGGAUACUAUAGAAUAUGGAUUUAUUAAAACAGCAGGACAAGCUUUUGGUCUAAGUAACUUUCAUGUAAUUGCACGAGGUUCUGAUCUCCCUGGAUCUCGGCCAGUUUCUAGUCAAUCAGUGUUCCAGUAUACCGCUGCAUCAGCUUCUAGUGGAACAUCUACUAGAUCUCGUGUAAGCUUAGCUACUGUAGGACGGGGAAUAGACUUUCCUAUGCAACAGCGUCGUCUUCGUUGGAUGUACGACUGUUUGACUGGCAUUUCAGGUGUUAUGUUGUCAGGACGUAAGGUAUGGUUGGAUGCAAUGCGUGAUUGGUUAGAGGAGGUGCAAAAUGCAUUUGAUGUAGACCGUAAAAAAGGAUAUAUAAUGGACAGCGGACAUUGGAAUGCUAAUACAAGUGAACUUGGUGUUCUUGGUUUGCGUCUAAUUGUUCAAACGGAUCGUGGACCUGAGUUGAGUAGAAUUAAUACUGGCCGUAUAGUACGUGGUGGAAUAGUAGAUCCUCCAGCAUUUUAUACACUUUUACGUGUAUGGCGUUCAAGGAUGCUCUGA